GUCGCCCUGUAAACUUGAUAAAAAAUAUUUUACGUAAUUUAAUGGCGGUUAAAGUUUCGCGGCAUUGCUACAAUAUAUUAAGUAGGAGAUACGCAAGUGUGUUGCCAAAAUGCGACUUCAUUCCGAACAAGUACGAUGGACCAUCAUUCGCAGAAACGAACAGGAUAAAGUCCGAGAACUUGCCACCAGUGAUGUUCAACGUGUUCAAGCGGCCAGUGGUCGUGCACCAGGGACACAUGCAAUGGUUGUUCGACCAUGAAGGCCGGCGGUAUCUCGACCUGUUUGGUGGCAUCGUCACUGUUUCUGUAGGGCAUUGUCAUCCGAAAGUGACAGCAGCUCUGCAUAAACAAAUUGAUACUCUCUGGCACACUACAAAUAUAUACAGACAUCCACAGAUAUAUGAAUACGUUGAGAAAUUAACGGCCAAAUUUCCAGGAGACUUAAAGGUGGUGUACCUAGUUAACAGUGGUACAGAAGCAAACGACCUGGCCAUACUCUUAGCGAAAUCGUAUACCGGAAACCAUGACGUCAUUUCCUUGCAAAGUAGUUACCACGGCUACUCCAGUGUCAUGAUAGGUCUAACGGCCCAGCAGUUGUAUCGGACACCGUUACCAGUACCUGCUGGAAUUCAUCAUACAAUGCUACCAGACCCCUACAGAGGUAUUUGGGGUGGCUGCAGAGACUCAAUCUCACAAGUGCCUGGCUCGUGUUCUUGCGAUGGCGACUGUGACACUUCUGACAAAUACGUUCACCAACUUAAAGAGCUUUUAGAGAAUUCUAUGCCAGCUGGUAGAGUGGCGGCAUUCUUCGCGGAGUCGAUACAAGGAGUGAACGGGGGCGUGCAGUUUACGAAAGGAUAUAUAAAAAAGGCCAGAGAACUAAUACGAACAUAUGGUGGACUUUACGUCGCUGAUGAGGUACAAACAGGUUUCGGUCGUACCGGCGAUGCAUUUUGGGGUUUCGAAAGCCAUGGGGUUGUGCCGGAUAUAGUUACAUUGGCGAAAGGGAUUGGUAACGGCUUCCCGCUUGCAGCGGUGGUCACCACCAAGGAAAUAGCCCAAGCGCAUGCUAAAGCCACGUAUUUUAAUACAUUUGGAGGAAACCCGAUGGCUUCAGCAGUGGGAAAAGCGGUUCUAGAAGUAAUAGACGAGGAGAAUCUACAACAAAACUGCAAGGAAACCGGCAAAUACUUUAUAGAACAGCUAAUGGCAUUGCAAAAGGUUUAUCCCGUAAUCGGAGAUGUGCGUGGGAAAGGAUUGAUGCUGGCCAUAGAAAUGGUAGAGCCGGGGACAAAAGAUCCAUUAAACAAACCCGACUUUGCCAACAUUCUUGAGAUGAUAAAGGAUUCCGGUGUUCUUAUUGGUACAGGCGGACGGUGGGGCAACGUUCUCAGAAUAAAACCACCGAUGUGCAUCAAUAAGGACGACUUUACUUCGAAAGUUGUAAAAUGUGAAGAAACAAAGGAACCAAUUGUGGAGUAUGGAAAGGUAUUAACUUUCCAAGGUUACCAAGUGACGUUGGAGAAUACUAUCCUCUUCCCUGCGGGGGGUGGCCAGCCGCAUGACAUUGGUUGGUUGAACAACACAGAGGUGCUCCAAGUGUUACGUAAAGGUGAUGAAGCUCUUCAUUUCACCCGAGAACCUCUGGAUGUGGGCACAGAAGUUGCCCAGAAGAUAGACUGGGCAAGACGGUUCGAUCAUAUGCAGCAGCAUUCAGGUCAACAUUUACUGUCAGCGAUUAUUGAGAAAGAGCAUAAUUUGCCCACGACUAGUUGGUGGUUGGGUGCUGAAGAGUCUUAUAUUGAACUCGACUCAACCAGCAUCAAGGGGGAUUCUAUAAAAUUAGUUGAAGAGCGCUGCAAUGAACUAAUACGUAUGGCUAUACCCGUCACCGUGAAGUUCUGCAAGGCUAAUGAUCCAGAUUUAGACGAGGCACACACUCGGGGCCUCCCCAAAGACUGCAUGGACACAAUACGCAUUAUACGGAUCGGCGAAAUUGACGAGAAUAUGUGUUGCGGCACACACGUGACUAAUUUGAGUCAACUCCAAACAAUAAAGUUAAUCGGAGUGGAGCCUGGGAAAAAAGGCAAGACCAACUUAAAAUUCCUAGUGGGCAAUCGAGUCACAGGCACCUUACGACGAAUGUUACAGCGGGAGAAGGCCCUAGUCGCGCUUUUGAAAAACGAACCGUCCAAACACGAGGAGCUGGUCUCAAAGUUGCAGAAAAACUUAAAAACUGCAAACAAAAACCUCCAAAACGUGCUAUUGGAAUUGGCAGAGCAUGCAAUAAAUAAAGUGAAAUCCGCCAGUCCUAAACCAAAAUACGUGUUCAUAUAUAAGAAAGAAGCCACCCCUGAAUUCAAUAGAGCAAUCUGUAAGGGGCUGGAGAAUGAAGGACUGUUUAUGUGUCUUGUAUCUGAGGAGCCAGACAAACCUAAAGAAGGGCAGAUAAUAAUACAAGGGCCAGAAAUUCAUUGUAAUGCAUUGGGACAGCAAAUAACUGAACUGCUUAAAGGCAAAGGUGCAUUCCAGAACGGCAAAUUUCAAGGCAAAGCCGGCGAUUUGGGCGGUGUAAAUAAAUGCAAGAAGUUAAUAGAAGAUUACUUUAGUAAUACACAAUAAAAAGUACACAAUAUAAUGUAACAUAAUA
Molecule: messenger RNA, 2649 nt
Organism: Pararge aegeria (speckled wood butterfly)
Lineage: Eukaryota; Metazoa; Arthropoda; Insecta; Lepidoptera; Nymphalidae
Product: alanine--glyoxylate aminotransferase 2, mitochondrial
Exons: 17
Coding region: 42-2621 (859 amino acids)
Biological process (GO): tRNA aminoacylation; glyoxylate catabolic process
Cellular component (GO): mitochondrion
Molecular function (GO): pyridoxal phosphate binding; aminoacyl-tRNA ligase activity; ATP binding
Source: RefSeq, a predicted model, not a curated record